CCCGGAAAUGAAACCCUUGAAACGCGUUCUGUUCUCCCGUUUCUGUGCGAAUGACUCCAUCUGAACAGGGGCCGCUGGCUCCCCGCUUCAGGAAAGAUGGAGCAGCGUCACGGCAUAAUGAAAGCCUUUCCUAAAGUCAAACGAGCCAGAGUGUCACAGAGAAAGGAUGAACCCCCAGUAAAGAAAAAAACAGAAGAAUUUGAUAUCACAGGAAAGACUUUUGAUGGCAUCACAGUGCACAUCCUCCCUGCUGGAAUAGGAAAUGCCAGAUGCCAGAUCUUUCAAAGACAAAUCCAGCAGAAUGGAGGACAGACCGAGAGUUCACUGUGUCCCAGUGUCACUCAUGUCGUUGUUGAUGACAACAUGGACGGGGACAGGGCGCUGCGCCUACUAAAAGUGGAUUGUAUGCCCCCUAGAGUCCAACUACUGAAAUGCAUGUGGUUGAGCUUGUGCAUCAGUGGAAAACAACUACUGGCUGUUGACGCCUACAGCCUUCUUUUACCCAAGAGAGAAUCUGAAUCACGGAAUGAAGAAGAUCAUCUGAAUGUCGAACCAGCUGAUGAAACUAUUGCAGAGGCAGCGUUGGAUCCGAACAAGCAAGAGAAGACCGCAGGCGUGACAGUUCUGGACACUAAAGAGGAAGUGCGAGGAGAAGAAGACGGCGUCUCACAAAGUGACCUGCAUGCUCUCAUCACUGGCCAGCAGCCCAAAGAGGAGACUCCCGGCCUCAGCCAAGACCCCAGUCCAGACGGUGCUGCUCAAGGGGUGGUCUCAGGAAAGUGGGUCUGUGCCCAGUCCUCUCAAUCCAAAAAAAAUAACUUCAACAAACACAUCACAGACAAACUAGAAGUGCUGGCCAAGGCGUACACACACCAGGGGGACAGGUGGCGGGCGCUGGGUUACUCCAAGGCUGUCAACGCGCUGAAGAGUUACCACAAGCCUAUUACAUCAUAUCAGGAGGCUUGCCAGAUCCCAGGAAUCGGUAAACGCAUGGCCGACAAAAUUGACGAGAUCACGGAGAGCGGCCAUCUGCGGAAGCUCGACCACCUCGGUGAUGCCAUGCCAGUAUUGGAGCUUUUUACUAACAUCUGGGGUGCAGGAACUAAAACUGCACAGCUGUGGUAUCAACAGGGCUUUCGCACUUUAGAGGACAUCCGCACAAAAGCUCACCUGAGUAACACUCAGAAAAUAGGACUCAAGCACUACGAUGACUUUUUAGACCGCAUGCCCAGAGAAGAAGCAGCAGCCAUAGAGAAAGUGCUGAAGGAUGCCACCCAGGCCAUAGAUCCAGGCCUCAUGGCGAUGGCGUGUGGCUCCUAUCGUCGGGGAAAGGCCACAUGUGGAGAUGUUGACAUACUGAUAUCUCAUCCUGAUGGCAAGUCCCACAAGGGGGUUUUCAGCAAAGUUUUACAGAGCCUCCAUGAGAGCGGGUUUUUGAAAGACGACCUGGUGAGCCACGAGGAAAAUGGUGAGCAGAAGAAAUACAUGGGUGUGUGCCGUUUGCCAGGACCCGGCCAACGCCACCGGAGGCUGGACAUCAUCGUAGUGCCCUACAAAGAGUUUGCCUGUGCUCGCAUGUAUUUCACCGGAUCGGCACACUUUAACCGCUCAAUGAGAGCCCUCGCAAAGACAAAGCAAAUGAGCUUAUCGGAGCACUCGUUGAACAAAGAUGUGGUGCGUCGGGGUAACUUGAAGGUGUACGGCGGCACUCCAUUUGCUACACCGACAGAGGAGGACGUUUUUAGCCUCUUGGGGAUACCGUAUAGGCCGCCUCAUGAAAGGGACUGGUGAGCGCUUGCUGCAAUAUUAUGUCGGGUUUUAUCGAUGAAGGAUGACAAUGCAAGGCUCAAUUAUGUGCAAACAGAUGAUUUUACAGAUCUACAGAUUACGAAGGAGCCCUGUUUUACUUGAGUGCUAAUUUUAUUCUACACAUUUAAAGAGUUGGGUUUACUGAAAUGCUUAUUUGAAAAACUUAUUUGAUGUCUUAUAUUUACUUUUAAGUGGUAUGUGUCAAGGUUUUAAGAUGUCCACCUCUAAAACUCCACACUGAAACAAUACAAUGAAUUAUAUUUUACUUUGAGAUCCAGAGAAUCUUUUACCAAAAUUGUUAUUUAGUUGGGAAAACGUCUUCAGGCUCAGGUAGCUGGAUUUGAAUACAGUGUUGGAACAUUGGUGAAAUUUAGAUUGUUGAAUAACAAUGUUAACAUUAAAACUUUGAUUAUGAAAGCUGGAAGCAAAGGUUUCCGGCAAGUAUCUAAAAAAUUGUAUAAACACAAAUAUAUGCAUGAUCAGACUUAAAAAUAGGUAUGUGAUAUUGCAAUUGAGUGCAGUGGGCCUUUUUAAAGACAUUUAAUAUAGACAAUGCCUGAAGCUGUAUACAAAUUAGUAAUGGUAAUAAAACAUAUAAAAGGGUUAUAUCGUAUA
Gasterosteus aculeatus aculeatus (three-spined stickleback) is the source of this 2424-nucleotide messenger RNA. It is a transcript of the gene poll, whose product is annotated as polymerase (DNA directed), lambda. Gene Ontology annotation, biological process: double-strand break repair via nonhomologous end joining. Gene Ontology annotation, molecular function: DNA binding; DNA-directed DNA polymerase activity. Gene Ontology annotation, cellular component: nucleus. Lineage: Eukaryota; Metazoa; Chordata; Actinopteri; Perciformes; Gasterosteidae. The record is from RefSeq and is a predicted model, not a curated record.